UCAGGGAGAGCAAGCAAGUCACAGCCCCAGCCAGACUGCCUAGGGUAAUGAAAAUGUCGCACCACGGGGCAGAGGAUGGGAGCUGUUGAAAGAUCCUUUGGGGUGAUGGACGUGCGGGAGCUCAGAGGACAGAGAAGGGUGUGAAGGCGGAGCCCUAUGGAGAGCCCAACAGUGCAGCCGUACGUUGACGUGGACAAGGGGUUUGCCAUUGGGUUUGUCAUCCUGAUGUGCUUCUUCCUGAUGGCCAUGAUCGUGAGGUGCGCCAAGCUUAUCGUGGACCCGUACAGCGCCAUCCCCACCUCCACGUGGGAGGAGGAGCAGAUCAAUUGACUGGCAAUAAAGGGGAGGGAAAUUGCUAAUCAAUUCUAUGUGUUUGACUCCUUUGCCAUCCCUGUAAUCCCUGCCCCUGCAGGGAAAAUGAAGAUUCCGUAGUUUAAAUUGUGCAUUUGACAGAAUCUAACACUAAUGAUAAUGCUCGGUACCCUCCAUCUGAGGGCCUCCAAGCACGUUGCAAU
Molecule: messenger RNA, 515 nt
Organism: Chrysemys picta bellii (western painted turtle)
Lineage: Eukaryota; Metazoa; Chordata; Testudines; Emydidae
Gene: CTXND2
Product: cortexin domain containing 2
Source: RefSeq, a predicted model, not a curated record